Molecule: messenger RNA, 429 nt
Organism: Grosmannia clavigera kw1407
Lineage: Eukaryota; Fungi; Ascomycota; Sordariomycetes; Ophiostomatales; Ophiostomataceae
Product: histone h2a
Exons: 3
Coding region: 1-429 (142 amino acids)
Cellular component (GO): nucleosome
Molecular function (GO): structural constituent of chromatin; DNA binding; protein heterodimerization activity
Source: RefSeq, a predicted model, not a curated record
AUGGCUGGCGGAAAAGGCAAAUCGUCGGGGGGCAAGAGCUCUGGCGGCAAGACGUCCGUGGACGGCCCCAAGAAGCAGCAGAGCCAUUCGGCGCGUGCCGGCCUGCAAUUCCCCUGCGGUCGUGUCAAGCGCUUCCUCAAGCAGAACACGCAGAACAAGAUGCGCGUUGGUGCCAAGGCUGCCGUCUAUGUCACCGCUGUGCUCGAAUACCUCACCGCCGAAGUGCUCGAGCUGGCAGGUAACGCCGCAAAGGACCUCAAGGUCAAGCGCAUCACGCCGCGGCAUCUGCAGCUGGCCAUCCGUGGAGACGAAGAGCUCGAUACAUUGAUUCGUGCAACGAUCGCAUUUGGUGGCGUCCUGCCGCACAUCAACCGGGCAUUGCUGCUGAAGGUGGAGCAGAAGAAGAAGAGCAAGGCCAUCGAGGUAUGA